UUGCAGCGUUUCACUGGUCUACUUGCUUGCUGGAAUUAUGUGGUACUCGACAACUGUAUUCCGGAAUGUUCCAGCAUGACUGCUGUGCUCCGGAAUGGAUGCUCCUGGCCAUGCCGUCUGGUCCCGCGGCUUGAUGAGGAGUUAACAUAACUGAAACAGUGGCAGGAUAGAUGAUGCUGGUUUGAAUCGUAAUGGCUAACUGCCAGAACAGCACAACGCUGACAAGCGAUCAUGGUCCACGAUGAAGACGACAUCUUAGAUACCGGCAGUCAAAUCUCAAGUCCCUUCAUCAGCAACCAAAUCAACCCCCAGCUCCCUUUCACACGCAACCCAUCCCAUCAACCAAUCAUCCAAACCACCCGACUCACACAUGGUUUGCAUACCGUACGGAAGUUCAAAACAAGUUUCACACCCGAAGCCCACACCCGAAACCCACACCGAAGCCUUGGAACCGGCCCGGCAUCUCGGAUCGGGCCAUAUCCCCGAAGAACUUAGAGCAAGGAAGAACAAAAACAACCCGUCAACUGUGCGUCCUCAGACCUCUUUUUUAACUCUAUUAGAGUAGUACCUGAGGAUAGGUAGUCUCCUGCCCUGAUCUGGUGUUCUGAUGGUGGCAUUAUGUAUCUUCAAAAUGGGAGCAUACUAGCAAGGGCGAGCCUCGGUCCCGAGGUUGAACCCAGAUACCGUGAACUUGUACUAUGUCUCUUAUGUAACGAUGCGUCAAUGUGGUAUGGAUGGCAUGGUAUGAUGGUGAGCCUAACCCAAGAUGCUGGGUGCGGAAUAUUGGUGGUGGUGGUGAUGGUCGGGGGCCUCGUGAGCGGUGAGCUGUCAUGCAUGGCGAGAGGCAUGUGUGUCUUCCGAGG
Molecule: messenger RNA, 863 nt
Organism: Parathielavia appendiculata
Lineage: Eukaryota; Fungi; Ascomycota; Sordariomycetes; Sordariales; Chaetomiaceae
Exons: 1
Coding region: 371-565 (64 amino acids)
Source: RefSeq, a predicted model, not a curated record